CACCAGCAGCAUUUCCAGCACUCUUGACUCUAGUCUCUGAAUGGUCUGAAUAGUGCUUGAUUGCUAUAGAGACUGAAGUAGUGGAGAAACUUUGGUUAUAGAUCUAGAAAUCUAUAUAAUUUUAAUUUUAAGCCCAGCAGAGCAAGUUUUUUAGUACUUGUGGAUCAAAUUCCGUACUGGGUAGCUAUUUCAUCAAUGUGGAGAAGGAAGUUGCUUUCCCAGAGAACAGCUUUGCUGAGACUCCUGUUUCCUUCGAGUGGGUCAAAAGUCCGAGUGGUGCUGGUUUCCAGGGGCACAGCUGAUCAUUUUAAUCUGUAUGGGACAAACAACUUUUCAUUUUCAAAUAAAUUCUGUGUCUCUGCUACAAUGACUGACAUCACACUGAAAGGUGAAUCUGUACCGGAUGUUGAGAAUAACAACAGUGAGCCAGAGCUUGUAUCAAGUACAGCAGCCAUGGCCUCCACGAAUUCAAGUGAAACAUCUCUCCCUUCUGCAGCAAAACCAGGUCCUGAUGGAACCCCAGUGGAACAACCUUUGUCAAGGAGGGCACAAAAAAAACGACUGAGAGCGCAGCAACACAGGCAACUUAAAAUGAAAAGGAAGGCGAAAAAUCUUCAAGUUGCUCAAAAGGAAGAUGCUGGCUACAACAUUGAAGACUUUGAGCAGUCGGAAUAUUAUUUUGAGAAUGGUUUGCGUAAAGUUUAUCCAUAUCAGUAUGUGUUUGCAACAUAUGCUAAAGGCCGAUGGGUAAAGCGUCAACUUCAGGAAGUCUUGGCUAAGGAAUUUGGAUAUGACCAUCCAGAUGAGCUGAAACAGGCAUUUGAAGGUGGCAGGAUUCACGUGAAUAAUCAAAGGGUAUCUGUGGACCAUGUUGUUCAGGACUGUGAUUACAUCUCUCACAGAACCCACAGACAUGAAAAUCCAGUGACUGCAGCUCGCAUUGAAGUCAUAGAGGACACGGAGAAUCUACUUGUGGUCAAUAAGCCCUCAUCAAUCCCGUGCCAUCCGUGUGGGCGUUACAGGUUCAAUUCCAUCGUGUUCAUCCUGGGAAAAGAGCUUGGCUACACUAACCUCCGCAAUAUAUAUCGUUUGGACCGCCUCACAUCGGGUGUGCUGAUGCUGGGCAAGACUCCUGAGUACACGAAAGUGCUGGAAGAUCAAGUGGCCAACCGUGUCGUGGAGAAGGAGUAUGUGUGCCGGGUUGUCGGCAAGUUCCCAGAUGACCCUGUGACAGUGGAGCAACCCCUUCAGGCCCUGUCAAACAAGCUGCGUCUUCAGAUAGUGUCUCCCACUGGCAAGGCCAGCACCACACAUUUCAAGAGGCUGAGCUACAAUGGCACUUCAAGUGUUGUGAAAUGUUUUCCCAAGACAGGCCGCACCCAUCAGAUCCGUGUACAUCUUCAGUAUCUCGGUCACCCGAUAAUCAAUGAUUAUUUCUACAACAGCGAGGCCUGGGGCCCCAACAAAGGGAAAGAUGCGGACUAUGGAGUGGCCCAUGAUCAGGUGUGUGAGAGAAUUCUGUCAGAGCACUACGCAAACCUGUGGGAUGGUGGUGACAACCCACUGUACAAGGAGAAGUUUGGCGAUCUAGAGGAAAACAAAGAUGAGACUGCAGAUUCUGCAGAGCCGUUGAGCACUGAUUGCAGCUGUAUUGGGGAAGAAAAAACUGCAAACCCUGACUCUGAUGAACCUUUACCAAAACGUCCUCGGCUGACUGAUGUGGAAGUUAGUUGUCCUGUGGAGUCUGAUACUGGGCUGAACACCGCAGAGGCUGGUGUUUUAAAAUCAUCUACAGAUCAGCAGACGGUUGAGGGAGUGAAUGGUCUUACACCUUCAAAUGAGCAUCCUGUAACCAGUGCAUGCUGUAGAAAGGACAGUGGCCUGCCAGAGUUUGACGUUUCAAAGGUUUCUUUAGAAUUUGGAUGCAACUUGUGUAAGAGGAAGGGUCGAGAUCCAACUGAGAAACACUUGGUCAUGUUUCUACACGCCCUGAAGUACAAGGGGCCCGGCUGGCAAUACGAGACAACUCUCCCUGACUGGGCACAGCCUGACUGGAAUAAAGAAUCCGACUUCAUGUUGUAGCCCAAGCUACAGUGGGGGGAACCUGUGGGCAGCUCAUGGUCUCAAGCCAAGAAGGAUGACUGUUUCAGUGAUAUCUGGGUUGUUGUUUUUUAAACUCUGAAGUUUAUUUGAUCGGGUUGCAGUUUGUUGUUUUUGUCGUUGACAAUGAAGCUGUUUUCAUGGAUAGAAAGACCGGCAGGAUACAGAAGUCUUUUUGUUGUGUUCUUAUUUUGCUAUGCCCUUGUUUAGAAUACCAAAAAAAUAUACGUAUAGUUUAUUUAAGAAAAACUUUAACUCCUGAAAAAUUUGUUUGCUCUUGACAUGUUCACUAAGUGCAUGGUUGCUCCCUGCAUGCCAGAAGCUUCUUGCCCUUUGGCCUUGAAGUGGAAUAUAUAUGAGUGUUUUGCGACAAUGAAUGCUUUUAUUCAUCAAGACCAAAAUUUCCAGGAUGAAGUCUAAAAAAAUGUCCUGUUUAUUGAUUAGAAUCUAGUCUUGUGCCGAUUUUAUUUCUGUCAUCAUUUCUCAGUGGCAGGAGAUGUAAAUAUCGACCUCUUAUGAUUUGGGAUACAUUUAAGUAUUUUAAGCCCAUGACCAUCGUGUUCCUACUAAAAACUACCUUGCUGUGUGUUCAUCUGAAUGACUUUCAUUCUCUUGAUAGCCAAAAAUAACUUAAAGGAUGUCUCAGAAUCCUGUAAAAAGUGAAGGAGUUUGGUGGAAAAAAUAGGAGUUACCCAAACCAGUGUAAAUUAGAAUUCUGUAAUGGACAGAUCAUUGCAAAUGAAACAGUAAAUGAACCUGUGAUGAGCACAUUUAAAUGUGGGAACGAAUUGGGUAGGCCUACUGAAAAUAAUAAAUACUUGCAGUGCAUGUCACAGCAGUACAUACAUUAACCUCCUUAUGAACUAUUGUUGUAGGUGAAAGUAUGUACGUUUGCUUCUGCAUAUAUGUCUUAGUUGCAGGUAUGUCCUGUGCAUUGGUAAGACUAAGAAGAGCCUGUGCCAGUUUGUUUAUGUAUAGAGAACAGUUUUAAGCAACAUUGUAAGUUUUUACAAGACCGACAAAUAAAAAUCAAAGUUUAACCAAC
Aplysia californica (California sea hare) is the source of this 3145-nucleotide messenger RNA. Its product is annotated as RNA pseudouridylate synthase domain-containing protein 2. Gene Ontology annotation, biological process: pseudouridine synthesis. The transcript is spliced from 11 exons. The record is from RefSeq and is a predicted model, not a curated record. Gene Ontology annotation, molecular function: pseudouridine synthase activity; RNA binding. Lineage: Eukaryota; Metazoa; Mollusca; Gastropoda; Aplysiida; Aplysiidae. Bases 196 to 2082 code for a protein of 628 amino acids.